AUGCCGAAGAAGAAGAGAAAAGAUAGUGAAUGCAUUUAUGAAUUAGAACGUCAGCUUAAAAAGUUUGUUAAUCAAAAAAAUCACCAAAAGACCUGUGACUUGUACAUUGAAAUUGGUGAUGAGUACCGAAGAACUGCUAAUUUACGGAAUGCAUUGAGUUAUUAUCGUAAAGGAAUCCAACUUGCUGAAAAAUUAAGUGCCCAUGAAAAUGCUGCUUUUGCUCACAGAGCUGUUGCCGAAAUUCUUGUAGAUCCAAGUAUUCAACAAAAUGUGCAAGCCCUACAGCAUGGAAAAAAAUAUUUGGAUGCAGCCAAGGAAUCAAAAAAUGUUCACUUUAUACAACUUGCAUUUCAUGUACUUGGAUGGCUCCACUUACAAAUUUAUUUAAAUUCAGAUGAAAAACAACAGUCAUUACUUGAGAAGGGCAAACAGUGGUGCGAGAAAAGCCUUGAUUAUUUGGCUAAGCACGCUUUGGAUAUAGACACCGACAAAAAUGCUGUAGAAAUGGGACAAAAUUCAAAAGCUAGAAAAGCGCGAUUACAACAAGUACUCUCACAAAUAUGUGAUAAAAUGAAAUUGCAAACUCUGUCGCUUCGUUAUCAUAAUGCAGCUAUGGCUUACGCAGUGCGUGCAGUUGACCAUGAUUUGCAAUAUAGAUGCUUGCUUUCUAAGCUAAAUUUUUUCGGUGAUCAGCGUUUAAAAACUGCAAUCGAAUUAGUUCAUGUGGCUGCUAAUUUGAAUCGUCAAAGUUUAUGUGAAGCAAAAUAUAUACUAGCUCAGGAGAAAAUUCGAGUUAAAGAUUUCGUUGGUGCAAAGUGGGAUCUCAUUUCAAUGUUGUCUUCAAAAGAACAUGAAAAAUUGGAUGAAGAAGAACAAGAAUCUUUCUACAAAAUACUAGUAACAGUUUACAAAACACUGGAGCGUAUAAAAAUGCUACCCAAUGCUGAUAAACAGUUAACGAUGAAAAUCAAUGAAAAAAUAGCUGACACCUUAUAUGAAAUCGGAUUUUGUGACAUAUCACUUGAAUUCUAUAGACAAAUGUCAGCCAAUGCGAUUAAAAUUGAAGACAAAAUUAGAGCUUUAGUUUCUGUAGCAGAAACAGCAAGGGAGUUGGAACUUUAUCGAGAAGCUUUUGAGUGUUAUAAUGAAGUCCAAAUUUUGGAAAACUCGUUGGACAUAAGCAAAGUUAAGAAAGCAGAAACAAGUAUUUGUAUAGCUGUUGUUGCUGCUCAUGUCAAUUAUUUUUCAAUGGAACAAGUUUUGAAUUUCUUCCGAGCAGCUGAGAGUCUUUCCGUUCUCGAUCACCAAAAGAAAACCAUUUAUGAAAAAAUGUUGGAAUAUUUGGGAGCAAAUGGUAAUUGUGAAAACCUGCGUUCGGAAAUUAUUUCGAAGCUAAGCUCCAUAUGUAGUGAUAAACAGAGAAGUGUUGAUAAUUUAUCAUUGAGUGAUGAGGAUAUAGAAACCGAUUUUGUGGAUAGUUGGGAUGAAGUGAAUGACACACAAAUUCUCUUUCGUUGUAAUGAUGAAGCAAAUCGUCAAAGUAUGGAAGAGCGAAUUAAAUCGGAGAAAGAUAAAAAAAUAAAUCUGUAUGGUGAAACUCGUAUGCAUGAAGCUGCUCGUGGUAGUGAUAGCCAAUAUUUAAAAACACUCAUUAAAAUGGGAUACAAUGUAAACGCUCGUGAUGAAGGUGGCUGGACCCCAUUGCAUGAGGCUGUUGGAGCUUUAAAACUUGAAAAUGUCGAAAUUUUAGUGCAGAGUGGUGCAAAUCUUAAUUUGCGUUCAAAUGAGGGAACAUUGUCAGCUGAUGGCGAGCGAACAGAUAGUGGUGGCUUAACUCCACUGAUGGAAGCAUGCGAUCGGGGUGCUACAGCAAUAGUCAGUUUAUUGUUACAUUCUGGAGCAAGUAUUGGAAUUAAAAAUAGAGAUGAUUGGACAGCGCUUGAUUUUCUCCGGAAUGCAAUAAAGAUGGGAAUGAUUGAAGAUGAAGAUAUGAAACAAGCUCAGCAACUAGUAUCAGUCAUGGAAAAAAAGUUGGAAGAAGCAAAUAUCAUAGUGAAAGCAGAACCACCACCAAAAAAGCUCAAAUUUGGGCCAAAAUUGAAAUCUAGAACAAUGUCUAACAGCGUUCAGGAUAAGUUGCCGGAUCCAAAUCAAGGUAAUUUACUAGAUUACCGAAAAACAAUGAGUGUUGUUGGUCGCGGAGCAACUCAUAAUCGUACGAAUAUUUUGUUUGAUGAAUCUGAUAUUGAGGAGAAUGGGUCUUCUGAGAAUAAAAUGAAUAACGCAAAACAUGGUAGGCAUUUAAUCUCACCGUUAGAUGAUGUUCUUAUGGACAACGAUAAGUUAUCUGAUUCUUUCAUUUACGGAACUGAAUCCUCGGAAGCUUUAGAUUCUUUACCGCUUUCUUCCAUCACAAUUGAUUAUUGUAACCAACAACCGUGUACUUCUGGUAUUAAUCACUUCACUGAUUCUUUGAAAUUUUCGCAGUCAGAAGUUCAACCUACCAAAAAGAUGAAUCGCCGUUGUAAAGAAAACAUAGUCAGUUUUUCCGAUGAUUCUGAUGAUGAACUAGUUGCUUACACAUAUACUUCUGCGCAGGAUAAAAAAAAAACAAAGGCUUCAAGUACACUGCAGAACUCUUCUAAUUCUAAUAUCUCAGAAAGCUUAAAAAAUGUCCAGGAAUGCGUCAUACAGCCAUCAUUAUUAUCAUCUCAAGAUAGGCAAAGAGAUCCUAUUCAAAUAGUGGAUUCUGCUUCUUCUAUGUCAUCGAAAGUAGUUAAUCAGAUUUUCAUCAAGAUAAAUUUUAAAAAAAAUGAUGAUACUCGUUUGAAGACCAAAGGCAUGCCAUUCACAAGUCCAUGUAUGAUAGGCCAUAUUCGGAAACGUUGUGAAGAUGAACUGAGAGGGAGUGUAGAGUAUUCAUCGAUGACAAUUUGUUAUGAUGAUUGUGAAUUGUCAGAUGACACUCCUGUUGAGUUAGUAUUAACAGGCAACAAUAACGCAUUGGAUUGUGUCUUAAGUGGUUGGGCAAGACCAUCCGCUGCACAAAUUUAUGCAAAACACUCAAAAAAACUCAUGACAAACAUAUUACGUGCAUUUACGGAAAGUACAGGUGGUUUUUUGGAUUUGCGUGAGAUGAAAGUUGGCCAAGAUGAUGCUGUUUGUGCAGCAGUAGAAGCCCUCGAAACAAAUUUGAUAGAACUUUAUUUAGAUGGAAACUUUUUGUCAUCGGCAUUUGUUAACUUGGUCUCAAAACUUUUUCGCCAGUUUACAAUACUUAGCGUCCCAUGUUGUGGAUUAGAAAGCAGAAAUCUCAAACAUUGGAUUGGUGAUUAUGCUGUUUGUAAUAAGCUAAAUAAAUUGGAUCUCAGUUAUAAUGAUCUAAGUGAUGUUGGCUCGAAUUAUUUAGAGACGGUCUUAAGCUUGUGUCCAAAUCUCAAAUAUCUUGGACUUGCUUCAUGCAAUUUAAGUCGUAGCACUGCGGACAACAUAAUACCAAAAAUUGAAAUUAAUUAUCUUUCACUUAAAGCAAUGGUUUCAUUGGAAGUGCUCGAUUUGAGCUACAAUUCAGUAAUCGAUUCAGAACAUGCUUCCGCGCCUCAAGUAGAGAGUAAACUAGAGGUGCUGAAUUUAUCACUGAACGAGUUGAGUAACCCGGCAGAUAUAGUACAGUGGUCUUUGAAAUAUUGCUUGGGAAUGACCGCCUUGGAUUUGUCUGCGACGACAGUAUCUUGUUCGAUCAUUGAUUUGUGUUUGAGACUUAAGGCUGAUAAGGCACCUUUUCUCACUGUUUCUCUAGCGGAUUGUGAUUGGCUCGAAGGUGGUGUAAAUGAAAUAGUCAAUACUCUUAGAACGAUUUUAAUUACAAGUAGUACUGUGAUUGGUUGUGGUUUAGAACGAAUCAUUAAUGAUCCAGAGCACUUGCUAGUCGUAAAACCAGGGAUUCGACGUGUUUCUCGUGGUAAACAGUGGAUGACAGUUCAUUCAAAGAGGUAUGUCCCUCAAAAAGGGGAUCGUGUGAUUGGGAUUGUCACAUCUACUCAUGGGGACUCUUAUAAGGUGGAUAUUGGAAGUUCUGAUUUAGCUGUCAUCAGUGCUACGAAGCGUAAUCGUCCAAAUUUGAAAAAUGGUGACUUGAUUUAUGCAGUCGUGUCUGUGGCAACAAAACAUCUGGAGCCUGAACUUACGUGCAUUGAUAAGGAAAAUCGUGCACGAGGUAUGGGUAUAUUACCAUCGGGCGGAUUUAUGUUUAAGACAAGUAUAAAUCAUGCACGCCGGCUGUUAUCACCAAAUUCGAAGUUACUGUCAAUAAUUGGUAAAGACAUUAAAUUUGAAAUAACUUGUGGCAUUAAUGGAAGAAUCUGGGUCAAAGGUGUUAAUGUUGCGGAAGUUGCAACAGUUUAUCGAAUAAUCAAAGAUACGGAAUGUAUUGCCGAGUCAGAUUUACCAGCUGUUGUGGAAAAACAUAUUUGUUGUUUACGUGGUUUUCCGAUACCUCAGAAAAGUGGUGGCAAUAUGUGA
Messenger RNA from Thelazia callipaeda (thelaziosis nematode), 4521 nucleotides. NCBI's taxonomy places the organism in Eukaryota, Metazoa, Nematoda, Chromadorea, Rhabditida, Thelaziidae. The record is from the annotation of a GenBank genome assembly.